This is a messenger RNA of Nerophis lumbriciformis (worm pipefish), 9765 nucleotides long. It is a transcript of the gene celsr2, whose product is annotated as cadherin, EGF LAG seven-pass G-type receptor 2. Gene Ontology annotation, molecular function: calcium ion binding; G protein-coupled receptor activity. Gene Ontology annotation, cellular component: plasma membrane. Gene Ontology annotation, biological process: homophilic cell-cell adhesion; cell surface receptor signaling pathway; G protein-coupled receptor signaling pathway. NCBI's taxonomy places the organism in Eukaryota, Metazoa, Chordata, Actinopteri, Syngnathiformes, Syngnathidae. The record is from RefSeq and is a predicted model, not a curated record.
AUGAACUUCCUCCCCGUGGAUUUUUUAUUCCUCUUCUCCUGCUGGCAGAUUGCUACGCCGGUGUGCGGCUACGCGGUUCACCUCGCAGAGGACGCCCAGCCGAGGUCGGUGUUGGUCGGCGUGGAGCAGCGCGCGCGGUGCGCCUUGGCUCAGGUGCUCGCGCCCGGACCCGCCACGCGCUUCCUCGACACGGACCUCGCCGCGGGAACAGUGUUCCUGUCACGCCGGGUACAGUGCGACUCUCUGCGCGCGAACCCCUUCACACUCUACACCGUGUCGGACUGCGUGGACUCCGCGGUGUCCGGCUACCGGCACAUCGUCACCAGCCGCUAUGACGUGCACAUCCACGGGAGAAACUGCUCCAAAAAGCGCGUACGGAAAGCAGAAUGGGACAUGGAGGUGCUGAGUUUGUUGAGUCCACGCAGCAAAAAGCCAGCAUUGUGUCACAAAGCAGGAUUUGCUUUAUUUCCAGUAGGGAGGCUACUACCUGGAAAUCCCACCCGCUGCAGAGUCACUAGUGGAGGUCACUUCUACUUCUCAGAGGGGGACUUGUUUGUGUCUGGGACUCUGUGCUGGACGCCGGACACCCUCUUGGAGCUGGACCUGCUCUGCGACGUCCUGGUAGAAGGUGGCUCCAGAGUGAACCCCGUCUUCGUCCACUGGCGUGUUGGACGGGGUCCUUUUACUCCAAGACACGUCAACAAGCUGUUAAAAAAGGCAGCUCUGUCCAAGUCUGGAAUGGUGGGCAGAAGCAGGAGAAGCAUCAACAGCAGCCCCCAGUUCCAAACCCCAAUGUACCAGGUGUCUGUGGCGGAGAACAAGCCGUCCGGGACAUCCGUUGUUGCUUUGAGAGCGGUGGACAUGGACGAAGGCGAGGCGGGAAGGCUGGAGUAUUUCAUCGAGGCUCUCUUCGACAGCCGCUCGAACAACCUUUUUGUAGUGGAUCCAGCCAGUGGCAUCGUGUCCACGGUGGAGGUGCUGGACCGUGAGACCAAAGAAACUCACGUGUUCCGCGUGACGGCGGUGGACAACGGCAUGCCUCGUCGCACAGCCAUGGCGACCCUCACCGUCACGGUCGGCGACACCAACGACCACGACCCAGUGUUCGAGCAGCAGGACUAUAAGGAGCGCAUUCGGGAGAAUUUAGAGAUCAGCUACGAGGUCUUAACAGUGAGGGCCACAGAUGGCGACGCACCGGUUAACGGUAACAUCCUGUACCACAUCCUGAACAGCAACGGCUCCAAUGACGUGUUCGAGAUUGAUUCAAGGUCUGGCGUCAUUCGCACUAAAGGACUCGUAGACAGGGAGGCUGUGGAGGCGUAUACGUUGUUAGUCGAGGCAAACGACCAAGGUCGAGACCCUGGGCCUCGUAGCGCCACAGCGACGGUUUACAUUGUGGUAGAGGAUGACAACGAUAAUGCUCCGCAGUUCAGCGAGAAGCGUUACGUGGUCCAAGUACUGGAAAAUAUGGUACCUAAUACUGAGAUCCUGCAGGUGACCGCCACAGACCAGGAUAGGGGGAGCAACGCCAUGGUCCACUUCAGCAUCAUGAGUGGCAACUCCAGGGGGCAGUUCUACAUAGACGCCCAGUCGGGUAAAAUGGACCUGGUGAGUCACUUGGAUUACGAGACAAACAAAGAAUACACCCUAAGAAUCCGAGCUCAGGACGGUGGGCGCCCCCCUCUGUCCAACAUCAGCGGCCUGGUGACGGUGCAGGUGCUGGAUGUUAACGACAACGCCCCCAUUUUUGUCAGUACCCCCUUCCAAGCUACUGUGUUAGAGAAUGUGCCGCUAGGCUAUUCUAUCAUCCACAUCCAAGCCGUGGAUGCAGACUCUGGGGACAACUCCAGAUUGGAUUAUCGUCUCACUGAAACCAUGCCUAACUUCCCCUUCAGCAUCAACAACAGCACAGGUUGGAUUGUCGUGGCCGCCGAGUUGGACAGGGAGAGUGUGGACUUUUACAACUUUGGAGUGGAGGCCCGAGACCACGGUUACCCUGCCAUGUCCUCCUCAGCGAGCAUUAGCAUGACCAUUCUCGACAUCAACGACAACAACCCCGAGUUCAUCCAGAAGGCGUAUUACAUGCGAAUGAACGAGGAUGCUGCCGUGGGGACAAGCGUAGUAACUGUGUCCGCUGUGGACCAGGACAUCAACAGCGUGGUGACCUAUCAGAUAUCCAGCGGAAACACUCGCAACAGGUUCUCUAUCACGAGUCAGAGCGGAGGGGGGCUCAUCACGCUGGCGCUACCUUUGGACUACAAACUAGAACGCCAGUAUGUCUUGACCGUGAUGGCGAGUGACGGGACGCUCUUUGAUACCGCAAAGGUUUUUGUCAAUAUCACAGACGCCAACACACAUCGGCCUGUGUUCCAGAGCUCACACUACACGGUGAACAUCAACGAGGAUCGGCCUAUGGGGACCGUUGUCGUCAUCAUAAGCGCAACAGAUGAAGACACGGGUGAGAACGCCCGCAUCACCUACUUCAUGGACGAUAGCAUCCCCCAGUUCGACAUUGGUCCUGACACAGGCGCCGUCACCACGCAGAUGGAGCUGGACUACGAGGACCAGGUGUCCUACACGCUGGCCAUCACUGCCCGCGACAACGGCAUCCCGCAGAAGUCGGACACCACGUACCUGGAGAUACUAGUCAAUGAUAUCAACGACAAUUCGCCGCGCUUCGUCAGGGACUAUUAUGUGGGCUCGGUGAUGGAGGACGUACCUGUGUUCACCAGCGUGGUCCAGGUGUCCGCUACUGAUCGAGACUCUGGCCUCAAUGGUAGGGUCUUCUACACCUUCCAAGGCGGAGAGGACGGCGAUGGAGACUUCAUAAUAGAAUCCACGUCUGGUAUUGUGCGAACGCUGCGCAGGCUAGACCGAGAGAACGUGCCCGUUUACAGCCUGCAGGCUUUGGCUGUGGAUAAAGGUGUUCCCACUUUGAAGACUCCCAUCAACAUCCAAGUGACCAUUCUGGACGUGAACGACAAUCCUCCAGUGUUUGAGAAGGAUGACUUUGACAUUAUGGUGGAAGAAAACAGCCCCAUUGGUGUGGUGGUAGCGCUUAUUUCUGCCACAGACCCGGACGAAGGCAGCAAUGCACAGAUCAUGUACCAAAUCGUGGAGGGAAACAUCCCUGAAAUGUUCCAGCUGGAUAUAUUUUCCGGUGAACUGACGUCACUCAUAGACCUGGACUACGAGAGCAGGUCUGAGUACGUCAUAGUGGUCCAAGCCACCUCCGCCCCUCUGGUGAGCAGGGCCACAGUUCACAUCAAACUGGUGGAUAAGAACGACAACAUGCCCCUUCUCAAGAACUUCCAGAUCAUCUUCAACAACUAUGUGACCGACGAAUCCAGCAGCUUCCCGGCGGGAGUGAUCGGUCGCAUCCCUGCGCACGACCCGGACGUCUCGGACCAGCUGCACUACAGCUUCGAGGUGGGCAACGAGCUGAAUCUGGUGCUCCUCAACAAAAUGACGGGGGAGAUCCAGCUGAGCCAGGCUCUGGACAACAACCGGCCGCUGGAGGCGUCUAUGAGGGUCUCAGUGUCAGAUGGCGUCCACUCGGUGUCUGCCAAGUGCCUCCUCCAGGUCACCAUCAUCACAGACGAGAUGUUAUCCAACAGCAUCACGCUGAGGCUGGCCAACACCUCCCAGGAGCACUUCCUCUCUCUGCUGCUCACCCAGUUCCUGGACGGCGUGGCCCGCGUUCUCUCGGCGGCGCCCCAAGACGUCGUCAUCUUCAACAUCCAGGACGACACGGACGUCAACGCCCGCAUCCUCAACGUCAGCCUCUCUGUGGUUGUUGCGGGCGACAGCCCCCGGGGACCCUUGGGCCAGGGCGAUCAGGGAGAGGAAGGUGCCGGGAGAGAGGCAGAAGGCGGCGGAGCAGAGUUUUUUGGCUCCGAGGAGCUCCAGGAGAGACUCUACCUCAACCGCAGCCUGCUGGCUCAGAUCUCCUCCCAGGAAGUCCUUCCGUUCGACGACAACAUCUGCCUCCGCGAGCCCUGCGAGAACUACAUGAAGUGCGUGUCCGUGCUGAAGUUCGACAGUUUGGCGCCCUUCGUGGCGUCCGACACCAUCUUGUUCAGGCCCAUCCACCCCAUCGCCGGCUUGCGCUGCCGCUGUCCCGCCGGCUUCACGGGGGAUUACUGCGAGACCGAGAUCGACCUAUGCUACUCCAAACCCUGCGGAGCUCAUGGCGUGUGUCGCAGCAGAGAGGGGGGCUUCACCUGCGAGUGCAUGGAGGACUACACAGGUGAGCGCUGUGAGCUGUCGUCCCGCUCGGGCCGCUGCGCUCCAGGAGUCUGCAAGAACGGCGGCAUGUGCGUGAACCUCCUGGUCGGCGGCUUCAAGUGUGAGUGUCCAUCGGGCGGCUACGAGCGGCCGUACUGCGAGAUGACCACGCAAAACUUUCCCCCGCACUCCUUCCUUACCUUCAAGGGCCUUCGCCAACGCUUCCACUUCACUGUCUCACUCACAUUUGCCACCAAAGAGCCCAACGGUUUGUUGCUGUACAACGGACGCUUUAAUGAGAAACACGACUUUAUCGCCAUGGAAAUCAUCAGUGAGCAGAUUCAGGUCACCUACUCUGCAGGAGAAACCAAGACCACUGUAUCGCCUUUCAUUGUGGGCGGAGUCAGCGACGGCCAGUGGCAUGUGGUGGAGGUCCACUACUACAACAAGCCUGUCCUAAACCAGGCCGGUCUGCCUCAGGGUCCAUCAGACCAGAAGGUCCUGGUGGUGACGGUGGAUAACUGCGACCAUCCUGUGGCGCUGAGGUUCGGUCAUGUGAUCGGAAACUACACUUGCUCUGCGCAGGGAAGCCAAUCUGGAAGCAAGAAAUCAUUGGACCUGACCGGCCCGCUGCUGCUCGGAGGUGUCCCCAAGCUCCCAGAGGACUUUCCUGUCCGCAACCACCAGUUUGUGGGCUGCAUGAAGAACCUGCGCGUGGACAACCAGCGCGUAGACAUGGCCGGCUUCAUCGCUAACAACGGCACCUUGCCUGGAUGCUCCGCUAAGAGACACUUCUGCAACAACAACCCGUGUCUGAAUGGAGGCGUCUGCGUCAACAUGUGGGGAUCCUUCAGCUGCGACUGCCCGCUCGGCUUCGGAGGAAGAAACUGUGAAAGAGGUAUGGCCAACCCGCAACGCUUCCUGGGCGACAGCCUGUUGCAGUGGAACAACCUGGCGACGGCGGCUUCCGUCCCCUGGCAUGUGGAGCUCAUGUUGCGUACGCGGCAGGCAGGCGCCAUGCUGCUGCACAUCGCCUCCGGCCUGCAGCACAACCUCACGCUGCAGCUACGCGGCGGGAGUGUGUUGAUGGGCCUCCACAGGGGGGAAGACUCCACUCUAUCCCGCGUGGAGGAGAUGCUGGUGAACGAUGGCGACUGGCAUCAUCUGCAGUUGGAUAUCAGCAGUGUGGGCAGGCCAGCCGGCCAACAUAAGGCGGUUCUAUCCGUCGACCACGGCCUCUACCUGGCCAGUAUGCAAGUGGAUGGAGAGCUGCAGGAGUCCAUGCUGAAGGCGGUCAGCGUUGGAGGUUUAGCGGCGCCUGAUGGGAAAAUCCAGCAUGGCUUCCGAGGCUGUAUACAAGGUCUUCGUGUCGGGGGUGCUCUGAGUCUGUCUCUGGCCAGGAAGGUGAACGUGGAGGCAGGCUGCAACGUGCCCGACCCAUGCGGCUCGGGCCCAUGUCCUUCCAACAGCUACUGCAGCGACAACUGGGACAGCUACUCCUGCACGUGUCACUCUGGUUAUUACGGCACCAACUGCACUGACGCGUGCACGCUCAACCUCUGCGAGCACGAGUCUUCGUGCACCAGGAAGACCACUUCCUCCCGCGGUUACGCAUGUGAUUGUCCACACAACUACUUUGGCCGUUACUGCGAGAAAAAGACCGACCUGCCGUGUCCCCGGGGUUGGUGGGGUCACAAAACGUGCGGCCCCUGUAACUGUCCCACUGAGCGCGGCUUUGACUCCGACUGCAACAAGACCAGUGGAGAGUGUCGCUGUAAGGACAAUCACUACCGUCCUGAAGACGGCGACACAUGUCUGCUGUGCGACUGCUACCCGGUGGGCUCCUUCUCCCGAACAUGUGACCGUGACAGUGGGCAGUGUCAGUGUAAGGCAGGGGUGAUCGGGCGCCAGUGUGACCGCUGCGACAACCCCUUCGCCGAGGUUUCCUCUAACGGCUGCGAAGUCAUUUAUGACAGCUGCCCCCAGGCCAUAGAGGCGGGAAUCUGGUGGCCCAGGACCAAGUUUGGUCUCCCUGCUGCAGUCCCUUGCCCCAAGGGCACUCUGGGCACAGCCAUUCGCCAUUGUGACGAGCACAAGGGAUGGCUGCCUCCUAACCUCUUCAACUGCACCUCGGUCACCUUCAGCCAACUCAAAGCGCUGUUGGAAAGGUUUUCCCAGAAUGCAUCACUGCUGGACUCAGGACACAUCCAGCACACGGCGACCAUGUUGGCCAACGCCACCUUACACACGGAGAAAUACUAUGGCAGCGAUGUGAAAGUAGCAUAUGGCCUCACUCGGAGAAUUCUGCAGCACGAGAGCGAGCAGCAGGGAUUCAACCUCACGGCCACGCAGGACGUCCACUUCACUGAGAACCUGGUCCGUGUGGGCAGCGCAAUCCUGUCCGCAGACACGCGUGCACACUGGGAGCUGAUCCAGCACACGGAAGGCGGCACGGCGGCCCUUCUGCGCCAUUACGAGGAAUACGCCAGCACUCUGGCUCAGAACAUGAGGAAGACCUACCUCAGCCCCUUCACCAUCGUCACGCCAUACAUCGUCGUCUCUGUGGACCGUCUCAAAAAGAGGAAUUUCGCGGGGGCCAAGCUCCCGCGCUACCAGUCCUUGAGGGGCCCUCGCCCAAUGGACCUGGAGACCACCGUCACCCUGCCCGACUCUGUCUUCCAACCGGCCGUGGACACCAAAGGACACAGACACCUGGACGUUUUCCCAGAAUCCUCUCUGACGAACCGUUCCUCCGCCAACAGAAAGAGACGCCAUCAUCCCGAUGACGGCCAGCAGGACGCCGUCGCCAGCGUGAUAAUCUUCCACAGUCUGUCUACUCUGCUGCCUGAGAACUACGACCCCGACAAGCGCAGUCUUCGCGUACCAAAGCGUCCCGUCAUCAACACGCCUGUGGUGAGCAUCACCGUGCACGACAAUGACGAGCCGCUGCAGCACCCUCUGGACAAACCCAUCACGCUGCAGUUCCGGCUGGUCGCCACCGAGGAGCGCUCCAAACCCAUAUGCGUCUUCUGGAACCACACAAUACUAGCUGGAAAAGGCGGCUGGUCAGCGAAGGGCUGCGAGGUGGUCUUCAGGAACAACACUCACAUCAGCUGUCAGUGCUAUCACAUGACCAGCUUCGCCGUGCUCAUGGACAUCUCCAGGAGAGAGAAUGGCGAGAUCCUUCCCAUCAAAAUCCUGACGUGGAGCACCGUCGGAGUGACGCUGGGCUUCCUCUUCCUCACCGCCGUCUUCCUGCUGUGUCUGCGAGCCAUGCAGACCAACAAGACCGGCAUCAUGAACAACGGUGCCGUCGCCCUCCUCCUCGCCGAACUGGUCUUCAUCCUGGGGAUCAACCAGGCCGACAACCCGUUCUUGUGCACGGUCAUCGCCAUCCUGCUGCACUUCUUCUACCUGUGCACCUUCUCCUGGCUCUUCCUGGAGAGCCUGCACGUGUACCGAAUGAUCAGUGAAGUGCGGGACAUCAACUAUGGCCCCAUGAGGUUCUACUAUCUGAUUGGCUGGGGAGUGCCUGCCUUCAUUACUGGUCUGGCAGUAGGACUUGAUCCCGAAGGCUACGGCAACCCCGACUUCUGCUGGCUUUCCGUGUACGACACGCUCAUCUGGAGCUUUGCCGGACCCAUCGCCGCCAUCGUGAUGAUGAACAUCUUUCUCAACAUCCUGUCAUCCUGCUCAGUGAAACGCCACAGCUUAAACAAGAAGGAGCCUCGAGUGUCUGGUCUAAAGACAGCAGGGGGCGUCCUCUUCCUGAUUUCAGUCACGUGCUUCAUGGCUCUGCUGUCAGUCAACACUGACAUGAUCAUCUUCCACUACUUGUUUGCUGCUUUGAACUGUGUGCAGGGUCCUUUUAUCUUCUUGUUCCGCGUGGUCUUCAACAAAGAGGCCAGGAACGCCAUCAAGUACUGCUGUGGACACAAGCACCCUGAUCACAUGAUCAAGUCCAAGUCCUCUAGCUACAAGUGCAGCAGCAGCUACACGGACGCCAAGUUGUACCAUCUUCCUUUCGGGCAGUCCAGCGUGUCGCUGAACGGCACCAUGCAGAGCGCCAAGAGCCAGCACAGCUACGUGCCCUUCAUGUUGAGGGAGGACAGGAUGAGCAGCAGCCAAGCGCACAUCGCUCUCAACGACCACUCAUCGCUCUUCCAUGAAGACCCUCAGCACGGCCAUGACGACCACGACAGCGACUCUGACAGCGACUUGUCCUUGGAGGACGACCAGAGCGGCUCCUACGCCUCCACACACUCCUCUGACAGCGAGGGCGACGAGGGUCCCUUCUCUCCAGAGGAAUGCUGGGAAAACCUGGGGUCCAACGGCGUCAAGAGGCCGCAGACCCACGAUCUGACAGAAGCAGGACUCAACUUCCAUGUUGACCAAAGUGUCAGCAACACGUCAGAGCAGCGCGUGGAAGACGCCGAGGUCUCGACGCUGCUGCCUCACUUCAACACUCAUCCUCACAAAGGGAUCCUAAAAAAGAAGCAGCUUUCUCCCAUCAUCGAGAGGAACGGCCUCAACCGCAUCCACAACCAGCUCUGUGACGGCACUCACGACUCGUCGUCCCCUCACGACUCGCCGUCCCCUCAAGACUCGCCGUCCCCUCAAGACUCGCCGUCCCUUCAGGCCUCGCCGUCCCCUCAGGCCUCGUCCUGCAACGAGCAGCGAGGUAAAUGCGUCCCGCCUGAACAGCUGAACGGCGUCGCUAUGAGCAUCAAGGCGGGGAUGGUGGAUGGCGACUCGUCAGGAUCCGACAGCCACUGCAACACCUCAAUGUGAGCCUCCGCCCUUUUCGCCGGGAUUUCCUCUUUAAAGACUUUUUUAACGGAAUCCCUUAAUAUCGAAGGUGUGUGUGUGUGUGUGUGUGUGCGUGUGUGUGUGUGUGUGUGCCAAAUGUGCAGUCUCCCUUUAAAGACAUUGUUUCGUUACGUACUUGAAAUUUUUUUUAUUAAAAAAAUGCACUUUUUGUUCUAUUUGCUGUCCUAAUUUCAUUGAUUUGUGAUGUUUUUUUUGGGGUUUUUUUAGCGUGUUUGUGUUCCAGCGGUUCUAUUUUGUGGAACAAUUAAGUUGCAUUCAGGGAAGGUUAAGCUAAAACUCCUUUGUAACAUGUCUGGACUGCGCUCCGUGUGUGUGUGUGUGUGUGUGUGUGUGUGUGUGUGUGUGUGUGUGUGUGUGUGUGUGUGUGUGUGUGUGUGUGUGUGUGUGUGUGUGUGUGUCAGAACCAUCAAUCAAGUGAAGGUUAUUAUCAGUUUGUUUUAAUGUCUUAAUGAGAGCACAUUUUUUGGACUUGACGUGCUCAUCCUUUUUUUUGUUUUUGUUUUGAGAGACGAGAGGACACUUAUUUCCGUCCCUGAAUUAACAGCCGUGUUUUUAUAGAUUAGCUGUGCGGCGUUUGUAAAAUAAUAGCCAGGAUGAAUACUUUGUGUGUACUGUACAGCGUGGCCUGUAAAUAUGUAAACUUGUUUGUAGAGAUGAUCACUCUUUGAAUUUCAUCAAUUGUGUCAUAAAAAAUAUUUUGAAUUUGAA